UCAGUCCUGUCAUUUUACGUACAGAUGCUAUAUUAGUAAUAGGCGAGAGCGUUACAGUUUGACAGAAAUUUGACGUAUGGAUUUCGUAUUGGAAAAUAUCGACUGGUUUUCUAUUUCCGAAUAUAUUUUACAUUUAAAUGAACUUAAAAAUGACAAAUUACAUCUAUUAUAAUGGAAAUGAAUAUUAAACCAGAUGUGGUUUUGGUUUGACAUUUAACAUGAAUGCAGAGCAAGUUUUCAAUUAAACUGGAAUAGCCGCUUUUGAGUAUUGCGGAGAUUUGACAUAACUAAAGCAUUUUUGAGUGACAAUAUACGUCCGAAGGAAAGGUUAUACUCGUUAACAUAGAAUAUCAAACGUGUUUAAUGAUUUAUUUUAUAUAUGUGCUAAUUAUAAGUGUGCAAUUUAUCCGAGUCAUACAUUAGAUUCUUCCAGUGCGUGUGCGUUACCUAGCAGACCUACAGCGAAGCUUUAGAAAUAACAAAGAAUGCAAAGGGACACUUUAUAACAUACAUGUACAAGUAUUGAGAAACAAUGACAUAAUUUCGGGUGUUUACAGAGGACGUUCUGAAGAUCAUAUUGCUCAACUGAUUUUGCCACACCUCGAUGUCAACUUCUAAAAAAACUGGAACAUUUUGCGACGUUUACAGAGACGAUUCUGAUGGCUAAGGAAACAACCUUUUACGUAUCAACACACGGAGAUUUAUAUAAAUGGUACUUUUGACAAAUAAAUCUCAGUUUACUUAAAACGCUCUUCAAAAAUGCUCACUACAAGCACAUUCGCAAGCCACAGGCGGUUUUUACUGGUGUUAAGCCUUGUGGCGACGCUCGUAUUGGGCGUGGCACGAGGCCGGCAGUUCCGGGUCGCCUGGUUGGCUCCCGGGCCUGAAACCACCCGAGAGGUAAACAGCCACACCAGCGUGAACGCCCUGAAACUCGGACUGAAUUCUAUCGCCGCAAACCCGGCAAUCUUGAAAGGUCACACUAUCAAGGCGAAGCAUUUUACCACGGACUGUGCCGCCCAGAAUGCCAUGGCAAGCGUCCUGAACGCGCAUCGGACCUUUGACCCGGAUGUGAUCAUAGGACCACCAUGUGACGAAGGUCUGAAGACCGUCGCCCAGUUAGGGUCAUUCUGGAACAUUCCGGUCUUCUCCUGGCACAACGCGGCCGUGCACUUUGAUGACGUCAGCACGUAUACCACUCUCGUGCGAAUGAAGCCAUCCCUCAGUAUUAUCGCCGAAAGCCUGCUCUACAUAUUCCGGACGAACGGUUGGAAAUCAUUUGCACUCGUGCACGACACUCUCGAGCCUUGGACGCUCUACGGCGAGGCACUUCGAGCUGUGACGGGACUGACGUCAGUGCAGAUGUUCGGUGAAUAUGGCGUCAACGCGACGUCGAUGGACUCCGAGUUGCAACAAGUGUUUGAGAAAAUUAAGCCCACCACUCAAUUUAUGGUUUUGGCGUGUCCGUCUGCGCAGGUGCGGCGUCUGAUGUUGGCGGCUCACGCGGCUGGCAUGAUCAACGGACAGUACAUCUUUAUUCAGCUUGACCAUGAGGUACACACCGAGGCGUACAUUAUCUCCACAGUCCUAUCGGACGGGCACUGGAAACGACAUGACGCUGAUGACCAGAAAGCCAAACAGGCGUAUCAGUAUCUGAUCCAUAUUCUCACGGAUCCUAUGAAUGACGACGCCUUGUCGCCACCGGUUCGAGCCCCUAGAAACCGGUACGAGGAGUUCGCCGCACUUGCCGGAACUGUCGCCCAGUUGAACAAACCGGACUGGAUCCUACCUUUAGGAGAGAAGAUUGACCCUAAUGCGCUGUUCUUGUAUGACGCGAUUCUGGUCUGGGCGGUACUAGUGGACAAGCUCCAAACGGCAGGUUUGAACCCCCGAGACGGCGGACUUUUGGUGCAGAGGGCAAAGGCUUUCGUGGCUGACGGGGCGACAGGCUAUAUUUCCAUCAACGACAAGCAGGCGAGAAAUGGGAAGACGUUCAUUUUCACCAUGGGAGCAGACGGAAACUUCAGCCCGGUCCAAAGGCUUUUCUUUAACGGCACCCAUGGGUACUCCGUUCUGAGACUAAAGCCUUUGGAAGAGAGAUUUACCUUGCAUGAUAAACAACCUGUCACCAAUCGACCUCUGUCGGUAGUCGUAGGCAUACCAGUGUACACGACUCAAAUUACCUCGACGACAACCGGGCGCCAGACAACGCAGGUCCUAUCGCCGGAAGAAUUAUCAUCCAAGGCCCCUUCGGAUGCGAUAGCCUUGCUCCUUGCAAAAUUGCAAGAGCUUGAGGCAAAGAUAAAGCUACACGAAACGCACUCGCAUGACCUCAUACCUUUCCACACACACACGCCAGCGCCGAUCAGUCAUCACACCCAAAUUAUCCCGUAUCACAUGCACACACCCAUACCAUUUAACCAGUUUGUAGGUAUAAAUCAAGUUCCAGGUCAUGACCCAGUUCAAAACCAACCGCAACAAAAGCCAUGGCAGUUGCCACAGCAACAUGUGUCGAUGAAUUAUCCCCUACAUUUGCUACAGCCUACGCAGGGUAACAAAUUAAUUCAAACAACGCCGACGCCAGUAACAUAUCAGCAGCAACAGCCCGAUGGUCAUGAUCAAUUGCAACAACAGCAACAACAUGUUCACCAACCAAAACAACAGCCGAUACCCCAACCACCCCAACUCCACGAACCCUAUAUCCAGGAAAGUGGACAUGGGCCAAUUGUAACCAAUCAUGAACAGCAUGAGCAACCGCUGCAAUUCCCUCCAACACCUGCUUUGUCGGGCUCCGUACACUUGAGCCGCCAGAGCCAGAGCAACCAUACGCAUGAAGAACAAACUCAAUCAAACAAGACACGAACGAUUUCUGUGAAGAUAACACAAAAGUCAAUUGCGACCCCUCAGCGACCAUCGAUAGUUGUUAUAGCGCCAUCUCAAUCCCAAACACAAGUGCGUCCAGAACCACAAACACAAACUUUUGCGCAACAACAACAGCAACAACAACUUUUGCCACAACAACAACACCAUCAAGUACAAGCUCAACAGCAAAUUCUGCCACAGCAAGAACUUACUCCCGCACAACAGCAUCAGACACAUUCACCACAACAAGCACACCAAGAUCCGCCACCAUCACAACAACAGCAGCAACAACAAAUAUUGCCACAACAACAAAAUCGUCAAGUAUCAGCCAAACAUCAAAAUCUUCCACAUCAAACACAAACUCCCGCAGAUCAGCACCAAACACAUUCACCACAACAACCACAACAAGCACCGCCAGCAUUACAACAACAUCAGGAACAACAGGCACCAACGCAACCACCCGUACAGAUGAAGACACGCGCUACAACACCUCUUUCAGACGCAUACCUGGAUCAGAUCAGCUCGCGAAUCCUUCAGCAGCUAACAGGUGGACUCCUCGGAUCAAACAAUAACACACAAAGUGAACAACAAAAUCACCUCAACGACAUUUUGACAGGAGAGGAACCCGGAGGACUGCUUCUAAGCCUGUCUCUCGCUCAGGCAGCGCGAGAGCAUGAACGGCAGCGUAUUCUUAAUAGUCUCGGUUCAGGGAGCGCUAUAAAUAGACCUUACACGAAUCCGUUUCAAGCGAUUCAUGAUCCAUGGGGUUAUCUAGGACCCACCACGGUGCAACCUUGGGCGUUUGGCUCAAAGUGGUGGGGACAGGGAUGAAUUUACAGUUCGAACUCGCUUUUUAAACCACGCAUAAUAAAUAUUUAUUGUAAAGCUUUCCAGAUCUGAUUUUGAACGUACUGUACUUUUAAUAUGGAAGAAAUUCUCGCUAUCAGUGGAUUGAUCAUCUAAUAAGUGUUACACAUGUCAAAUAUUCAACUUUACAAUUAUCAACGUUUUAAGUUUGUGAAUAAACACUUAGCACAAGGUUUAUUUGAUGAACAAACGGUUCUUAAAAUUUGAGUUCACUGUUGAGAAGUUGUGGCUCAGUUUUGAAGUCGUUCGAGAGAUCAUUAUUAUACGUGUUCUGAAUGAGUUUCAUGAGUUUCAAUGUAUAUAUUCCUAUGCAGGUAUCUUGUAAUCAGUCCAUACCAAUAUUUGCAUAUGUUUAGCGUCUUGUUGCUGGGAGGCUGGUCACGUGAUUUUAUCUUGCUUCGAUUGGAAUAUUUAAGGUGACUAGAAACACUUUCAUUUAACCUUUAUUGUCAGUUAGCUGGUUGACUUAUCCCCAAAUAGUCUGGUUUACUCAUAAAUAUAAUUUAACGCUAUAACGCUAUUUAACGCAGCAUUAAAAAUAAUUUGACACAUCAUUUUGUUUUUAUUUUUAUAAAAGUUAAGGCAUUAUAUGAUUUAAUACAUUUUUAGUCAGCUUUAAAUUUAUGAAACAGUAGACAAAUACAAUAAGUUCACGCAAUUCAAUGACAUUAGCUACAAGAGUUAAGAAGAUAAAACAAAGCAUUGUAUCCAAAGGUGACGUUUCUGAUCUGUGUGAAAGCGUGCGUGCAUUUCUUUCAAGAUAGAUGUCAACAUCUUGGGCGCAUUGUUUCGUUGUUAUUUACAUGUACUUAAAACAUUUUAAUUUAAAAAUCAGGGGUUCAAUAAAAAGUUGGCCAAGAUAAUGGAGUAUGAUACCUGGCUGAAGUACAUUAAAACCCUCACAAAUUCUACUUUUGGAAAUAAUAUUAUAUGCUUAACAGUAAAUGAUACCCGGCAUAUGUGCAAGAUAUAUAAACUCAGAUGUAAUAAAAAAAUCCAAUAUUUAGACAAAUUGGAAAUAAUG
Messenger RNA from Dreissena polymorpha, 4753 nucleotides. RefSeq lists its product as uncharacterized. The coding region runs from base 760 to 3693 and encodes 977 amino acids. NCBI's taxonomy places the organism in Eukaryota, Metazoa, Mollusca, Bivalvia, Myida, Dreissenidae. The transcript has 10 exons. Gene Ontology annotation, molecular function: peptide hormone binding; signaling receptor activity. The record is from RefSeq and is a predicted model, not a curated record.